Prunus mume (Japanese apricot) is the source of this 1618-nucleotide messenger RNA. RefSeq names its product protein PIN-LIKES 2-like. Gene Ontology annotation, biological process: endoplasmic reticulum to cytosol auxin transport. The record is from RefSeq and is a predicted model, not a curated record. Lineage: Eukaryota; Viridiplantae; Streptophyta; Magnoliopsida; Rosales; Rosaceae. Gene Ontology annotation, cellular component: membrane.
GUUAAUUUCAUGCUUGUUAUGAGAUCUUAUUGUGAUCAAUUCUUGUGAUUUCUGAAUUUAUAAGAGGUGUUUGAUCCAAGUUUUGCUCAGUACAAUUCUUCUGAUUUCUGAAUUUCUUGGGUUUCCAUUGAAAGCAACAAAACAAUGGAUUUUUUCCUUGCUUCAAUGCACGGAAACACUCUCAAAGGAGGUUUGCUCCUAAGUGCAGUACUGCCUUUAUUGAAGCUCCUUUGUAUGGCUGCCAUUGGUUUACUUCUUGCUCACCCAAAAUACCAACUUGUCCCAAAAGCCACUUUCACAUUUCUCAGUAAGCUGGUGUUUGCUGUCUUUUUGCCCUGCUUGAUCUUCACCAAUCUUGGUCCAUCCAUCACUUUAAAGAACUUGCUGAAUUGGUGGUUCAUUCCUGUAAAUGUUGUUAUAAGUACCACAAUUGGGUUUGUUUUGGGGAUUUUGGUAGCAAUAAUUUGUAGGCCACCACCUGAAUUUUUUAGAUUUACCAUAAUCAUGACUGCAUUUGGAAACACAGGUAAUCUUCCUCUUGCAAUUGUGGCCUCUGUUUGCCACAGUGAUGAUAACCCUUUUGGUACUGAAGAUGACUGCACUGAGGCUGGUGUGGCAUAUGUAUCUUUUUCCCAAUGGGUUUCUGUUAUUCUUGUUUAUACACUUGUUUAUCACAUGAUGGAGCCCACCUUGGAAUCUAGUAGAAGUGCUUAUGAAGUUGUUGUUGAGGAAGAGGAAUAUCAUGAGAUUGAGGAAUUGGGGUCUAAUGGCAAUGGCAACGACAACGGCAAUGAAAAUGGAAAUGAAAAUGAUCUCACUAGGCCACUUCUUGUUGAGGCUGAAUGGCCUGGAAUGGAAGAUAAGGAAAUUGAGCAUUGCAAGACACCCUUUAUUGCAAGACUUUUUAAUAGCAGCAAUUCUAUACUUUCCCACACCGCUAUUCCGGAUUUCAGCGGCGAGGAGGAGGAGAAGGAGAAGAAGGGAGAUCAGCCAAGAAGUACCAAGUGUAUGGCAGAGCCUAGAAUGGUGAGGAAAAUCAGAUCUGUUGCUGGGAUGACACCAAUUCAUGGCAUUCUUCAGCCCCCAACAAUUGCUUCUCUUUUAGCCAUUAUCAUUGGCAUGAUUCCUAAGUUGAAAUCUUGGGUUUUUGAUGAUGAUCAAAUCCUUUCAUUCAUCACAGACAGCUUGGGAAUUCUAGCUGAGGCCAUGGUGCCUUCGGCCGUGCUUGUUCUUGGAGGCAUGCUGGCUGAAGGUCCAAACGAAUCAAAUCUAGGAAUGAGAACUACAAUUGGGAUUAUUGUUGCAAGGCUUUUGUUACUUCCUUUGAUUGGAAUUGGUGUGACUCUAUUGGCUGAUAAAUUGAACAUUUUGAUUGCCGAUGAUCCAUUGUACCGGUUCGUUCUUUUGCUGCAAUACACCACACCAAGUGCUAUCUUGUUAGGAGCAGUUGCAAGCUUGAGGGGUUAUGCAGUCAGAGAGGCUUCUGCACUCCUCUUCUGGCAGCAUAUUAUUGCUGUCUUCUCCCUUUCGGUCUAUAUAAUUGUAUACUUCUACAUAUUGUUUUGAAAUAGAGCUUGGACCUCAAAUUCUUUCCAAUAUACAGACUACUUUCGAACUA